Messenger RNA from Spathaspora passalidarum NRRL Y-27907, 1233 nucleotides. RefSeq names its product Lys22p (gene LYS22). The record is from RefSeq and is a predicted model, not a curated record. Bases 1 to 1233 code for a protein of 410 amino acids. NCBI's taxonomy places the organism in Eukaryota, Fungi, Ascomycota, Pichiomycetes, Serinales, Debaryomycetaceae. Gene Ontology annotation, molecular function: homocitrate synthase activity. Gene Ontology annotation, cellular component: mitochondrion. The transcript has a single exon.
AUGUCAGUACAAUCUAAUCCAUACGGUCCUCACCCUGCUGAUUUCUUAUCCAACGUAAACAAAUUCGAAGUUAUCGAAUCCACUUUGAGAGAAGGUGAACAAUUCGCCAAUGCCUUCUUCACCACUGAAAAGAAGAUUGAAAUUGCCAAGGCUUUGGAUGAUUUCGGGGUUGAUUACAUUGAAUUGACUUCCCCUGUUGCUUCUGAACAAUCCCGUCGUGAUUGUGAAGCCAUUUGUAAAUUAGGUUUAAAGGCUAAGAUCUUGACCCACAUCAGAUGUCACAUGGACGAUGCUAGAGUCGCGGUAGAGACCGGUGUUGACGGGGUUGAUGUUGUUAUUGGUACUUCUCAAUUCUUGAGAAAAUUCUCCCAUGGUAAAGAUAUGAACUAUAUUGCUCAAAGUGCCAUUGAAGUCAUUGAAUUUGUCAAAUCCAAGGGUAUUGAAAUCAGAUUUUCUUCUGAAGACUCCUUUAGAUCUGAUAUUGUUGACUUGUUAAACAUUUACAGAACAGUCGACAAGAUUGGUGUCAACAGAGUUGGUAUUGCUGAUACUGUCGGUUGUGCUAACCCAAGACAAGUUUAUGAAUUAGUCAAGACCUUAAAGUCGGUUGUUUCUUGUGAUAUCGAAUGUCAUUUCCAUAAUGAUACUGGUUGUGCCAUUGCCAAUGCUUAUACUGCUUUAGAAGCCGGUGCUAAAUUGAUUGAUGUUUCCGUAUUGGGAAUUGGUGAACGUAAUGGUAUCACCCCAUUGGGUGCCCUUAUGGCCAGAAUGAUCACUGCUGAUCGUGAUUAUGUCUUGUCUAAAUAUAAAUUACACAAGUUGAGAGAUUUGGAAAACUUGGUGGCUGAUGCUGUUCAAGUUAACAUUCCAUUCAACAACCCAAUCACUGGGUUCUGUGCUUUUACCCACAAGGCUGGUAUUCACGCCAAGGCUAUUCUUGCUAACCCAUCCACUUAUGAAAUCUUGAAUCCAAGUGAUUUCGGUUUAACUAGAUAUAUCCAUUUUGCCAACAGGUUGACUGGGUGGAAUGCCAUUAAAUCUAGAGUUGAUCAAUUGAAUUUGCAUUUGACUGAUGAUCAAUGUAAGGAAGUCACAGCUAAGAUUAAACUUUUGGGUGAUGUUAGACAAUUGAAUAUCGAUGAUGUUGACUCCAUAAUUAAGGAUUUCCAUGCUGAACAAACCAAUGGUGAGUCAGCUGAAGAACAAGAUGCCAAGAGACAAAAGACUGAAUAA